ACUGUACCUUUCAAAGCUUUUCCAGCUCAGAAUUUUCACUCCAAGCUGAAUUGUCACAUUCCAGGGCAGCUAACUUAACGCCGAUCUCGGAAAAUUUUCUAAAUUUGCUCGGCCGGCCGUACAAAUUUUUUCAUAUUUACAGCUUUCAACCAUAAAGUCUCAGUAUUUUAUUAUAGAUUUAUGUUAAAGAAUCGUUUAGGUAAAGGUAAAAAGUAAAAAUUGUAAGAAACAGCCUUGAUAUUCGCUGAAAAUGGCUGGAAUUUUGAUUGCUAUUAUGCUGUAAAGAUUAUUUGCGACGUCUGGAGUAGUGUCCAUUGCAUAUACUUGUGUGCGGCGUGAAGAAACGGAAAAGGUGUUCGAUAAAACGACAUACGGGGAAAUCAAGAAAAAAGCAGAGAAAGCGAGUAGGCGAAUAUUGUUACGAGUAUUGAAAACUCUAGAUUGGAUAAACGGAAAAUCGUUAUUGCAGUUAGCUUUUGAUAACUUGCAUAAAACUUUGCUGAAAACGAAGUGGAAAUCAAAGAAUUGUCAAUAUCUAGUAUUUUCAAUUAUUAAUAAAUUUUACACAUGCACCGAUAUGCAAACUGCGGGUGGAAGUAAUAAAAUUAUCACAUGAUUGUUGAUGGUCCAAAAUUAAAUUGAACAUAUAGAAUAGUGCAAAUUAUACGUCUAUGUGAAAAACAUUAAUCGUAGUAAAUGUGUGUGCGUGGACAAAUAAUCGAACCCGAAGCAGUAGCGAAAAAAUCGAUUUGGUACAAAUAAAAAAAAAAUACAUAUUUGGCUAUGCAGGCAGUAAUUGUACACAAAUUAUAAGAACGAUUAAAAAAUUAUAGUCCCACUCCUACCAGAGGAGCAGCAUCAUCAUAAAAAGAUGCAGCAAUAACGUGAAAGUUUGGUUAAUUCGUGUAACAUACGUACAGUCGGUAGACCUGCUCCAAAUCUACGGUCAAGUGUCGACCCCAUGCGCUAAUAAGAAAAGCAGAACUGCCAGCUGAAACUGGACAUCUGACGACUACAGCAACAGUAGCAAAUGCAUUCCCAACAGGCUAUGUGUUCAAAAAAUGCCCAGAAAUGCUGCAAAAAAAUUAAAUAACGACGAGGUGUGUCUUCCAAUACAAACAGUUAAAAUCGUAACAGAAACAAUAAAUCUUUUAAGCCCAGAGACCGAUAUACAACAAACUAAUACACCAAUAGGAAACACUAUAACACAACUACAACAACCACAACAAACGCAAGAACAUUCAACCGAACAAACACAAUCACAACAAAAGCAACAACAAGGGGAAGUGAAAAACAGACGACAACGUAAAAAACGACGAGGCAGACAGAGAUCCAAGAAACGCAUUACUAAUAAGAGCAGCGCUGGUUCAGAAAGUGCCAAACCUACAGUCGAAAUAAGUGACGAAACUGCAAACAAAACACCUACCAAUACCCGAAAGUACGCGUCUAGAAAACGCUAUUCCCCACCAUAUUUUCCCACACUUUAUCCCAUUGUCAUUGAAACUUGCCCGGAAGCGGAAUUACAGAGUGUUAGCGCAAGCAGUAAAUCGGGUAUCACAGCAGCAGGUGGCACAAGCGCCGUUGUAGCGGUCAAAGCGCUCGGUGAACCUCAGAUACCACGCCCACCAGUUGGCGCCGGUGGUAGACGUCAACUGCGUAGACGCCGAAGCGUCACAAAUUUCACCAAACGCAAGAAUAGAGCUAAAGCUAAAGCGGCUGCAGCAGCAGCAGCGAUCGCGACAUCCUCCACGGUCAAAGUUUACGUUAAGAGCAAGGAAACUGUCGAGCGCCUAGCGACCUUACGUAAUCGCAAGAAAUUAGAGGAGCGCGUCAAGGAGAAAAAAAAGCCAUACGCUUUCGAAGGAAAUAGUAGCGACCUGCUGGUGAAAAGACACACAGCUUGGUUCCAUUUAGAUGAAGCGUUGCUGAACAAAAUCGAACCGCUAGAAGUCGAGGUAAAAAAAGGUGGUAGCAAGCGCAAACGCGAUAGCAGUGUUGCAGCAGCACGCAAGCGCAACAGCAACACACACAAACUCACACCGCCACCGGCGUUACGCUUAUCGCCGGCAAGUUUCGAUUUUGCAGCGCUCCAUUGCAUUGGCGUCCCGCCAGCGGCUGAGAUUAUCGCCACACCCAACAUUGUUAUAGCACCGGCAGCUGAUAGUCCAGCUAGCGCCAAUCCACCGCCCGCAACAUCACCUGCUACAGUAUCUGCAGAGUUAACUGGCAGAACAACGCCAACGGACGUAACUGGUGCCAUAGCAACAGUUGCAACAACACCAGCUACAACAACAAGAACAACUUGCGUAACACCGGUUAGCAGCGGCAGCGUAAAGAAACGCCCACGCGGCAUAAUGUCGCUUUACGAACGCCGCUAUCAGACUGCAGACACGGAAGCGCGCACCGGCGCGGGCGUGGUCACUAACGGUUAUCUCAGUUCGACGCGCACCUCUUCCGCGUCAUCGAGCGCCGUACAUUCGGAUGCCGAUAAUACACAGGACAUCACACAACAAUACUAUAUGCCAGUGGCAUCAGCUUCCAAUAGUGGGCUUGCCGGCAGCACCAACAGUAGCGGCAGCACUGUAGUUGUCACAAACCAAUUAGGCAAUGGCAACACACUGAAUCAUGCGCCUUCCAUGGCGACGCUGUGCAACAUUGGCAAUACUUGCUACCUUAAUUCGGUGGUGUAUACAUUACGUUUCGCACCGCAAUUUCUACACAACCUUCAUCAUCUCAUAGUGGACUUGUCAAGCAUACAGCAGUGCAUUGCGCGUCAGCGUGCAGCCAAGUCAUCGUCAUUGGGACGCGGCAUUAGCGCGGUGCAAUUGGAAAAUACACGCAGUUUCAGCAGCAAAGACUUAGCAGCGCUCGAACAGAAUGCGCUCAUGAGUACGAGCGGCUGUGGCGGCGGCAUCGGGCAAAAGAGCAGUCACCAAAUGCUGACCGAGCGUUUGCAUGAGCUCUAUCAGUGCUUGCACCGCAAUGAGGUGGCUGAAUCGACGGAGCCCUUUCACGCCGAUACACUGUUACACGCUGUACAGGAUGUUAAUGCGAUUUUCGAGGGCAACCAGCAACAGGACGCGCAUGAGUUUCUGAUGUGUCUGCUCAAUAGCAUACGGGAGACUUGUCAGCUGUUGAUCAAAGCGAUCGGUGAAUAUCCUGAUCUAAUAAUGAAUGGCUACAUACGCAAUCCCGACGAGUUGGACGGCUAUGCUAGCGAACGGGACACACAAAGUGGCAUCACCAUCAACGCCAAUAGCAGUAAUGCGCUUGCUGGUGGUGUGUCCACUGCUACCAGCGCUACCAACUCAACGCUAUCUAGUCUCAGCGCAAGCAACAUAACGAAAGCGUCGUUCUUCUCGCGCAAAUCUAAGCGAAAAGACGAAUCGAAAAACUCCAAGAACACACGUCUGCAAUCACCACUGAAGGAUGGGCAAGGCUUUGCGGGCUUGCAGGCAACUGCAAAUAGUCUCUUCUACUUGAAUUCAGUUGAUCUUAGCGGCGCCGCGUCAACUAACACUACCGCGUUGGCUGCAGCGAAUGUCACAUCGGCGAACAGCGCCAGCGUUGUCAAUAACAUGGGCACUGAAUCCAGCAGUGAACUGUCAUCGCCGGUGAGCGCGUUGAAAGAUAAAGACCGUUUGGCUGAGAAGAUACGCGAAUUGGGUUUAGACUUCUUUAGCGAGGACUUCGAGGGUGUUACCGUGUCUACAACGAAGUGCUUGAGCUGUGAAACGGUGACGGAGCAGAAGGAGAGUAUGAUUGACAUCGCCGUACCGGUGCCUAUUUCCGGCUAUGAUUUAACCGACUACGCGGACAAACCCAGCGCGUUUAUACAGAAUUCCUGCGUGACCCGUGAGUUUUUCCGUGGCGACAAUAAAUAUCGUUGCGAACAGUGCACCGGCUACACCGAAGCAAUACGCUCCAUUUCAUAUGAAGUGCUGCCGCGUCUACUGGUCAUACAAUUGAGCCGUUUCUCCGGCGGCAUGGAGAAGAUAAACAGUUACAUACCCACAUCCUUUACAUUACAAUGCUUUUGCGCGAAAUGUUGCAAACUAAGCGACGCCAACAAGCUGCACAUCUACAAAUUGUACAGUGUGAUAACGCAUGUGGGCGCCACCAUGUCUGUAGGGCAUUACAUCGCCUACACUUGCUCACUCGACUGGGCCAAUGAGUAUGUGAAUUGCCCGAAGGAUCGACGCAACAUCAAUACUAAUAACAACACACAGCAAAUGGGUGCGCAGGCGAACGGUUUAUCGAACAAUAGUCUCUAUCCAUUGGCUGGUGCGGGCGGUUCGGCGGCAUCAGGUGGCGGCUCGACGCCCAACGAACGCAGCAGUCCCGGCAUACAAGCCGCCUCAGCGGCCAGCGCCGCCGCUUCUGUGCUCGCCUCGUCGGGGUCCAGCUUGAUGAAGAAGAUGAAGUUCGGUCGCAGCAAAGCUUCGAGCAGCGGUGAUAUGAGUAAGAAUAUGAAAAAUUUGAAUGGCAUCACCAGUAAAACGAUUACGAAUGGCAUUGGCAAGCUGAGUAUGAAUACGACAUGUCAUAGUUUGACGUGUUGCGCGACGCGCAUUUGUAGCGUGCAACAGCAGCAGCAAUUACAACAACAGCAGCAACAGUUGAGCGCCAGCAACAAUGAGUUAAGUGAAGAAACACUGCAGAAUGGCUCGAAUCACGCGUCUUCCACGAUGAGCAUCAGUGGCAGCAGCAACAUCGGCCUUGGUGGCAAUGGCAGCGGCAGCGCCACUGGUAGCGCCGGCAGCAGCACAACUAGCGGCUACAAUAGCUAUCCAGUCGGUUAUGGCAGCACUGGACGCGGCGGCACUAAGGCCAGCACGCUUGGCGGUUAUGCGUCCAGUUGUGGCAGUCUGUCGGCGGCGGGUAGCAGCAAUGGCGAGCCCAUCUGGUACAUGUGUGACGAUGAUAAAAUCAAAGCGAUGACACAACGUGAAUUCGAGGAAUUACUUUCGCCAGCGCGCAAAAUCACAGUGACGCCGUACCUGCUCUUCUAUGCGCGCUUCGAUUUGCAGACAUCGACACCGUCUAGCGCCAAAUCCAACUCGAAUGCAACGCAACCAUCCGCCUGGUCCAGUGAGAAUUUGACGCAGCAUCCAGGCACCACAGCCGCAGCAUUGCAUAAAAUGUGAGUAACGCUAAGUGAGUCGGCCCAACAGCAAAUGCAGCUACAACAGCUGGACCAGCUAAUGGAUGCGGUUGCAUUGGCGGCGCAUAUGCGCAAAUCGAGACAACAUAGUUGUGCCCGUCGGCGCUGCAACUGUGAACAGGUAAUUUAAUUGGCGGCUGCGAUGGCGCGGGAGAAUGACAAACGCGCAGCGGUGAAACGUUAUGAAGUGAAGCGUAGGAGGCGUCGUGUACAACCAAGCAGCGACCGCGCGGCGGACAUUUGUGGUUGUGUUGGUUGUGAACGAAAAGGUUGCGCAACGGCCGCGUCAUCGUCGGCGUGUACACCACAGCGUAUAUUCUGCACGCCUGCAACUUUUCCCAUUGUGAUUGUGCUAAUUUUAAUUGUAAUUAUUGUAACAAUUAUGCUUAUUUCUAUACCGUAUUAUUAUUAUCGGCGUUAUUUUAGUGAAAACACAUACUAACACAGACACACGCGCGCAUACAUUGCAGCUAGCAUUCAGUUUGUUAUGAUGAAUGCGCAAAUUAUGCUAAUUAAAUAAUAUUUUCGCAUUUCACAAUUUCACUCAGCAAUUAAAUAUUAUUAUUGUACGUGGUAUACUAAUGAUAAGUGAUAUAUUUUUUGUUAUAACCAUAGUUUUUAAUUACAUACUCUUCUGCGCUAUUUAAAUAGCAAAGCGAUUGAAUUUAAUUUCACAUUUGCAGCCAGACAAGCAGGCAUAUCUGUUUGCAGCGUUUACUUUUACGUUUAAGUAGCUCUAACCUGAGCGCGUAUGCAGCGUACAGCCGUCACUUUGCAUAGUUUUUUUUUCAUAUUUUACAUUUCCAUUUUCACUCAAAAACUCAUUGGUAUAUAACAUAUAUGCUCGUUCAACACACUAAUUCGCUUUGCUUACUUUGUACAAUCGGCUACUCAGGCCUAUUUAUCAAGGCUGCGAACAGCUGAACUAGUAAAUGUUAUUAAAAUUGCACACAAUUAGGCGUUGAACAGCUUGACAAAUUACAAUGAUACAUUUGUAUUUUUGUUAUUGUUGCGGCAGCAUGAAACAUUCUCCAGCUAGUUUUAGGGAGUGAUGCUGAGGCGAUAGCCCCAGGCGUGUAAAAAUCCGAUGCUAUUCCGUUUAUGUAGCGCUCACUGGCAUCGUUACGAAGUUGCUAGUGAAGUAUUUUUUAUAUUAUUAGUUGAUAAGAUUUUCAAUGCCGAUAUUUACCAAUAAUUUUUGUUUUCUUGCAAUUAGUCCAAUAGGAUAUUUAGUUUGUUUUUAAUCGCGCACUCUUAUGUUGUUAAACCAAUAUUUCAGAAUACAUACGAUGUUUGAAACCGACUUUUUUUGCAGUUCUAGUCUUACAGCUCUUACUCAGUGCGUUGUAGAAUAGAAAAAUUUUCUACUUUUCAUGUUUUACAAAAAAAAAAAUCGACUGCUUUUUAAAGCAUUUCGCAAGGUCGUUCACUGUAACUGGUGGCAGAGUGUUGAAAUUACACAAAAUCGCUUAACUAAAUUAUUUAAAGUAUUUCCAUAUGAAAAUAAAACUUUUUUAUUAAAGAAAAAGCAUUUUUUUGUUAAAAUAAAUGAAACAAGAAAACAAAAACAAAUUGACUGAUUCCUCCCAUUUAUACAUAUUCUUAUACGAACCUAAUGGCAAUGCAAGAAAUUAAAAUAAAAAUAAAAUAAACUUACCAACGUUAACCCAAUUGGCGCACUAAAAAUUAAGAUUCUAUGUUUACAAAAAAAAAAAAAUGCAAAAAAUCCUACUUAAAAAGCCUUAGGCUUGUUUGUAUUCUACAACUAAUCGAUAAGUUAUGUUAUAUAGAGCUGUUAAGAAAUAAGUGAGACAAAAAUAACAACAAAAAAUAUCUAAAAAAAAUGUUAAUUACUAAGCAAAUUACUAGAAUAAAGAAACAGCAUUAUUAACUAA
This is a messenger RNA of Bactrocera oleae (olive fruit fly), 7059 nucleotides long. It is a transcript of the gene Usp1, whose product is annotated as ubiquitin specific protease 1. Gene Ontology annotation, biological process: protein deubiquitination. Gene Ontology annotation, cellular component: cytosol; nucleus. The record is from RefSeq and is a predicted model, not a curated record. NCBI's taxonomy places the organism in Eukaryota, Metazoa, Arthropoda, Insecta, Diptera, Tephritidae. Gene Ontology annotation, molecular function: cysteine-type deubiquitinase activity.